UCCGGGCGGAGCGCUGAGUGCGCGCACCGCGCCCCGCAGCAGCGCCAUGGCCCCCGGCGGCAAGGUGGCAACAGUGCUGUGCCUGGAUGUGGGCUGUACAAUGAGCAAUUCUUCCCCUGGUGAAGAGUCCUCACUUGAGCAAGCCAAGAAGAUUAUGACAAAGUUUGUGCAACGACAGGUUUUCUCUGAGAGUAAAGAUGAGGUCGCUGUAGUUUUGUUUGGCACUAAUGGUACUAGGAAUGGCCUUGCCAGUGGGGACCAAUACCAAAACAUUACUGUACAUAGGUCACUAAUGCUGCCAGAUUUUGAUCUGCUGGAAGACAUUCAAGAUGUGAUUAAAGGAGGCUCUGAACAAGCAGACUUUCUGGAUGCAAUUAUUGUGUGUAUGGACUUGCUUCAGAAGGAAACAAUAGGAAAGAAAUAUGAGAAGAGACACAUUGAACUAUUUACAGACCUUAGUAGUCCUGUCAGUGAGGAUCAGCUGGAUAUUAUCAUUGCUAACUUGAAGAAAACAGGAACUUCACUUCAGUUCUUUCUGCCAUUUCAAGUGGUUAUUGAUGAUGGAAGUGGAGAUAAAAUGGCCAGUGUACAUUCCCAUAUGCACAGAAACUCAUUUCCAAUAAAGGGUUUAACUGAACAACAGAAACAAGGUAUUGAUGUGGUGAGGAAACUCAUGCAUACUUUGGAUGAAGAAGGAGGGCUGGAAGAAAUUUAUACUUUCAGCGAGAGUCUGGAACGUCUUUCAAUGUUUAAGAAAAUAGAAAGAAGGCCUAUGCCUUGGCCCUGCCAGCUCACUAUUGGUUCUAAUCUGUCCAUAAGGAUUGUGGCCUACAAAGCAGUCACAGAAGAGAAGGUGAAAAAAAUUUGGACAGUUGUGGAUGCUAAAACCCUUAGAAGAGAGGAUGUGCAGAAAGAAACUGUUUACUGCUUGAACGAUGACGAUGAGACAGAGGUUCCAAAAGAUGAUACUAUUCAAGGUUUUCGGUAUGGGAGUGAUAUAGUUCCUUUUUCCAAGGAAGAUGAAGAGCAAAUGAAAUACAAAACAGAAGGGAAAUGUUUUUCUGUUUUGGGAUUCACUAGAUCCUCUCAGAUCCAGAGGCAUUACUACAUGGGCAACCAGGUUCUGAAGGUCUUUGCAGCGAAAGAUGAUGAGAAUGCAGCAGUUGCUUUUUCUGCCCUUGUUCGUGCACUGGAUGAGUUGAAAGUGGUAGCUAUCGUGCGGUACGCUUAUGACAGAAGGAGCAACCCGCAAAUUGGAGUAGCUUUUCCAUAUAUCAAAGAGGCAUAUGAGUGUCUCAUCUAUGUGCAACUACCCUACAUGGAAGACCUAAGACAGUACAUAUUUUCAUCCUUGAAAAACAAUAAAAAAUGCAUUCCUACAGCGGAUCAGUUGUCUGCUGUUGACUCAUUGAUUGAUUCAAUGAAUUUGGUUUAUGAAGAUGGAGAAACUUUUGAGGACCUGUUUAAGCCCAGCAAAAUCCCAAACCCUCACUUUCAGAGGUUAUAUCAGUGUUUGCAGCAUAAGGCUUUUCACCCUGACAAGCCAUUGCCACCAAUAGAGCAACACCUUUUAGAGAUGCUGGAGAUGCCCUCUGUGGUAAAAGAAAGGUGUCAGGCUCCUCUGGAAAGAGUGAAAGCACUUUUCCCCCUGAAGGAAGUUGGCAAGAAAAAAGAAGAGAAGACUGCUCAAGACAUCUUCAAAGACAACAGUGAAGAUGAACCCCACCUCAAGAAGCCAAAAACUGAAGACGAGGAAGAGAGCUUUAGCAUCCUAAAACUUGCUGAAGGCAAUAUAACCUCUGUAGGCAGUGUUAACCCAGCAGAAGAUUUCCGAAUUCUUGUGAGGAAGAGAAAUGCUGAUUUCAAAGAUGUGAGUCAGCAGUUGAUAAACCGCAUUGAUCAGUUCCUGGAAAAUAAAGGUUCACAGUACUACAUGAAAGCGAUCGAUUGUAUCAGAGUUUUCAGAGAGGAGGCCAUGAAGCUGUCCAAGGUGCAGUGCUUUAAUGACUUUCUGCAGGCCCUGAAAUCAAAGUUGGAAGAUAAAGCCUUAGCUGAUUUCUGGGAGAUCAUGAUACAAGACAGAAUUUCUUUGAUCACUAAAGAUGAAGCACAGGAAAGUUCGGUGACCGGUGAAGAGGCUGAAAAGUUCUUGGCUCCAAAAGAAAUUAAAAAUGAAACUCUGCCUCCUGCAGAUGAAGGUGGCGAUGUUGAUGAUUUGCUGGACAUGAUGUGACUGGGUGAUACAUGGGAACUAUACAAGCAAAGUUUUGGAAGAGAUCUCCCUGUGAGAUGGGGCACAAAAAAAGAUGCUAAUGAGAAGAUAGUACUUCCAUCUUUAUUCUCUCAAAUGAGAGCAGAAAUCCCAGAAACACUUCUAGUUGGUAUAAAUGUCAUCUGACUUUUCAAAACUAGAACAGAAGACUGAAAUUAUUUGAAGUAUUUUGGAAGUAAUAAUAGCUUUAAGGCAUCUUUUAUUUUUUUUUUUUUUUCCUUUAAAACACUGGAUCUAGCUUGUCCUUGGUAUUGCUUUCAGCUAAACACUACCAAAUUUAAUGAGAAUCUGUUCUGUUGCCUUAAGUUCUUGUUACAUUGCCUGGGAAGGAAGACAGAAAUGUCACAGUGAGGUUACCAGGUCAUACUGAAUCUUUAGUGGAGGUAAUCCCUUAGCAUUAUUGUUACAGAAAGGAGAAAGUUACUAUUUUCGUGCUUUGAAAGAAACCCCAACCAACCAACCCAAAACAAAAACAAAUGAACAAAAAACAAAUAAGAGAGAGGAGGGAAAAAACACCUGUGACAGCUGAUAAUAGUUAACACUGGUAACCAGGAGAGCAAUCCAAAGUAGUCAAAUACUGCUUAGAAAGAGAUACUCAAAUUUGAUUACAGAUGGGAGAGACAGUAAUGACACAUUCAUACAUGCUUGUUUGUUACAACCAGAUUAAUUCCAUUAUAAUAAAUGUGUAAAGAUACUGUGAAAAAUGGUAUUAAGAUCAUAAAAAAAGGACAAAAAAUCAUGACCUGUAAUUACAAAAUGUGGAAUAUCUGCACUUCAUACUGACCAACAGCUUCCCUGUGGGAAACAGCAAUUGCUUUUUGCCUCUACUUCCCUUGACAGCAACCUGCUCUCCCUUCUCUGGCAUCCUGUCCCAGGUGAGUUCAUUGAAAGGGUUUCUCAAAUGCAGAUGGCAGGGAGUAAGUGAUCUUUGUAGACCUUUAUAGCAUUUUAUAUUUCUCAACUGUAAAUAAGAAAUAUUUGAUCAGUGUUUUGAUUGUCUUCUAAGGCCAAUUUAUGGAGUACAGCAUGGACUGGUUUGUUUGGGGGUUUUUUUACACUUCAUUUUUGUUUGUUUGUUUGUUUAAUAAAAAUACUUUUAAAAUUGUU
Molecule: messenger RNA, 3379 nt
Organism: Myiozetetes cayanensis
Lineage: Eukaryota; Metazoa; Chordata; Aves; Passeriformes; Tyrannidae
Gene: XRCC5
Product: X-ray repair cross complementing 5
Exons: 21
Coding region: 47-2233 (728 amino acids)
Biological process (GO): cellular response to X-ray; DNA recombination; cellular response to gamma radiation
Cellular component (GO): nucleus; Ku70:Ku80 complex
Molecular function (GO): DNA helicase activity; damaged DNA binding; double-stranded DNA binding
Source: RefSeq, a predicted model, not a curated record